Messenger RNA from Centropristis striata (black sea bass), 2471 nucleotides. RefSeq names its product Kruppel like factor 8 (gene klf8). The record is from RefSeq and is a predicted model, not a curated record. Gene Ontology annotation, molecular function: RNA polymerase II cis-regulatory region sequence-specific DNA binding; DNA-binding transcription factor activity, RNA polymerase II-specific. The transcript is spliced from 7 exons. NCBI's taxonomy places the organism in Eukaryota, Metazoa, Chordata, Actinopteri, Perciformes, Serranidae. The coding region runs from base 356 to 1660 and encodes 434 amino acids. Gene Ontology annotation, biological process: regulation of transcription by RNA polymerase II.
CACAAGCAGGGAGAGGCGGAGGAGGAAAAGGCAGAGAGAGAGAGCCCAGCCCUUGAAUACACGGCAACAACACGCCGUCAGAGAGAGAGGGAGAGACAGAGAGACUGGCUGAUUUUGGGGGGAGCAAAGGGAGCCUUCGACGCUGCGGAUAUGAACUGAAAAGAAACACUGGAAGAGGCAGGGACCGUGUUCAUAUAUCCCGAAAAUUUACUGUAAAGGUGGAAAACAAGCCCCCCAAACCCUCCUCUCUCCCUACCAGUUCUUGUUCAGAUUGAGCUACACCCAAAGCCCCGACCGACCCCCUCCUGCUCCUGCUGCUCCACCCCUCCGCCGCUGCACCGCUCCGGCAACCGAGAUGCACACGGAGACCCGUAACAAGAAAUGCCAGUCAACUCCUAAGCAGAAGAAGAGUGCCGUUGGCGCCAACAAAAAACGGAAGAGCCCGGCCAAGCAGAGCGCCCUGACCCAACAGCAACAACUGCCACCGUCAUCAUCACCGCCACCGCCAGCACCCCGGGAAGAGGAGGAGAAGGAGGAGGAGCCGGCGACCAGGCCUCGGCCACCGCAGGAGGACGAAGAGGAGGAAGCGGGCGAGGAGGAACAAGAGGAAGUGGCGACAGAGGGUGUGAAGAAGAAGGAGGAAGAGGAAGAGGAGGAGGGCGACACAGUCAUGCCCUCUGUACAGAUCAAACCAGAGCCAGAGGAGAUGGAGUGCACGCAGGCAGAUGUAGGUGACGACUGCUCACAGCCAACAGACCUGAAGGUGAAGACGGAGACAGCAGUUUGCAAGACAGAGCCCUCUUCGCCCCAGCCGUCCCCCGCUGAGGACCAGACCGAACCCGUUGACCUGUCGCUCAACAAGCCCCGCUCCUCUUCGCUACCUGCUUCUACGACAAGCACCACAGUCAACCCUGCGCCCAGCGGUGCAAUGACCCAACCCAGCCUGUCGGCUACCCCAAUCGCCUCCUCAGUACAGUCGAUAGGCUCCAUGGUCCUCUCUCCAGGCUCUAUCUUGGCCACUCAGGGUGCCGGGGGCCAGCAGAUCCUCCACGUCAUCCACACAAUCCCCUCGGUCAGCAUGCCCAGCAAGGUGGGCCAGCUGCAGACCAUCCCCGUGGUGGUGCAGUCGCUGCCUGUUGUCUACACCACCAUGCCUACUGACGGUGUCGCCACAGCAGCCAUUACAGUGCCGCUCAUAGGCAGUGAUGGACGCUCAGAAGGAUCUGUACGCAUCAAGCCAGGUUCAACGUCUCCGGUGGAGUAUCAGAGCGACAGCGAUGCAGAGAGCGGUACAGAGUCUGGAUCAGCCUCCCUCAGUGCCCAGAGCCUUGACGCCGGGUCGGUUAUGGACUUAGAGCCUGUCGAUCCAGAUUCGCCAGACAUCAAAAGGAGGCGGAUCCACAUGUGCGACUAUGAAGGCUGUAAAAAAGUUUACACCAAGAGUUCCCACCUCAAAGCCCACAGGAGGAUACACACAGGAGAGAAGCCCUACCACUGUACCUGGGAGGGCUGCACCUGGCGCUUCGCCCGCUCCGAUGAGCUGACUCGACAUUUCCGCAAGCACACCGGAAUCAAACCUUUCCGCUGCACCGAAUGCGACCGCUCCUUCUCCCGGUCUGACCACCUCUCCCUGCACCGCCGCCGCCACGUCAUGAUGUGAACUCUGACCUCCUUCCUCCCCCAAACACCCACAGCUCCACAUCACCCCCUCCUACAAACCGCCCUCUCACCCCUCGACAAAGUCACUCACAGCACAUCUUGUACCAGUGCCCCCCACAUCCGGAUUUUAAUCAGCAGAUAAAAAAAAGACACUGGACCUCCAUCCUCCUCCUCAUCUUCUUCAUUUUGAAAUCACAGGAAUAUCAGGAAUGUGUCUGUGCAUUUGUGUGUGUGCGAAAUAGAGGUUCUGGGAUUUUACUGUGUGUGUUUCAACACAUAAUCAUCAUCAUUACCACCGUCCACCCAAAAACAGCCCCUUCCCUUCCAUCCUCCAACCACAACGUCACCUCCUCAGACAGAAGGAUGGACUGAAGGUCAUCCAACAGCAUCCAUCUAGCCAUCACGCCAUCCAUCCAUCACAUGCAUCCAUCCAGAGGAGAGGAGGAAGAGGAGGGCACAGUAGGAGGAGUGACGUGUGUGUAUUGUUUGAACUAAAACCAGAAGUGGUAUUUCAAUUGGGAUGUCACUUCAGCUGCCCUAACAAUAUUCAUUCUGUACAUAUCCAGAGUUGGGAAGUUACUCGCUUACUUACUUGGGUAAGUGACUCCCCAAAUGCCUCAGAUAGCCCCUUCUCACCACAGGAACCUUCACAGGAACCUUUUUAGAGACUCAAGAACUUUUCCUUUUGACCAUUUUGACUUGAGGAACUAUGGCAACAUUAUUGAUCUGAAUCAGGAGCUAUCUGAACAAAGAAUAGGUAACUAAGACAAAAAAAAGUUUGAUACUUGCUUGGUGCUAUGGACACAUUUUAG